GCGUAAAAAGUCUUCUCGAUUGUUGUUGUCGUCAUCGCCCGGCUUCGACCAGAAAUUAAUCAAUCAUCUCGAAUUCUCCGACCAAACAUUUGCCGAAUGAUAUAGAUAUAGCGGUACCUUGCAAUUGUUGAAGCUGUGUAAGCAGUAGGGAGCAGUGACCUCACUCGGAAUCUGCUGAAGAAUUUCCAUCUCUUUGAAAUCUCGUUGUCUCAGCAAGAGGGGUUCUGUUCUGUUCCGUUCCGGAGCUUUAAUGGCGGCCGUGGCAAUCUGCAGCAACCUUCCCGGCCUGACUCUUGCAAGACAGCUCAGGAAUUCGAGAAGUUUGGUCCUCAGGCGGCCCAAUAAACUGUUCCUGAGGCGCGCCUUCACCGCUAAAGUUAGAGCCUUGUCGACGGCUGUAGUUGAAACUAAGCAACCGGAACCUGCUGUGGAAGAGACUAACGUCAGCACCAGCAGGAACAUAUUAGCUUGUCCAAUAUGUUACGAGCAGUUAUCAAUCGACAGUGAUGGAGGAUUGACAGUGGAUUCUAUAUCUGGGUCGAGCUUGCUGUGCAAUACUUGUAAGAAGACUUAUUACGGCAGUGAGACACAUUUUGAGCUCACAGCUUCUAGUGGAGCUAAGGAAUAUGGGGAAGCCAAGGCCCCAUCAACUGAAUUUUUCAGGAUUCCGUUAAUAUCAUAUAUCUAUGAGAGGGGCUGGCGCCAGGGCUUUCUAUUUGGUGGUUUCCCCGGCCCUGAAAAAGAGUUUGAACUGAUCAAAAACUACCUCAAACCUGUACUUGGUGGAAAUAUCAUUGAUGCUAGUUGUGGGAGUGGCCUGUUUGCUCGACUCUUCGCAAAGAGUGGGUUGUUUUCUCUUGUCGUUGCUCUGGAUUACUCUGAGAACAUGUUAAAGGAGUGCUACGAGUUCAUUAAGCAGGAGGACAAUUUCCCGAAAGAGAAACUAACAUUAGUCAGAGCUGACAUCUCAAGGCUUCCAUUCCCUUCGAGCUCUAUUGAUGCUAUACAUGCUGGGGCUGCUAUACAUUGCUGGCCUUCACCAUCAGCAGCUGUUGCCGAGAUCAGUCGAGUCCUCCGGCCUGGAGGAGUUUUUGUUGGAACUACCUAUAUACUCGAUGGCCCUUUCUCUUUUGUUCCCCUGUUAAGCCCUGUGACACAGAACUUGACUCAAAUAUCGGGCAGCCACAUGUUUACAUCAGAAGGGCAACUCAAAGAUCUCUUCAGAGCAUGUGGGCUCGUCAAUUUCCAGUGCACAAGGCAGCGGAGGUUCAUAAUGUUCUCGGCCACAAAACCUUGCUAAGUAUUUAGUUCCAUUUGCUUCAACGCCAGAUUCCGCGCAGAGCUUGAUCUGAACUCUGAGUGGCAUGAUUGGUCAGUGCAUAUGAUGCUUGAGCUUGUUUAAUUGUUAUAGAAAGCAAGAUCCAAUCGCAAUGAAUAAAGUCUUAUAUUGACCUAUCACUGAUGGUUUUCCAGUCAGUUUCGCUUUGUUUUGAUGGAUUAACGUGUGUAAUCGUUCUUCUAGAUUCCAUUCUCCA
Punica granatum (pomegranate) is the source of this 1535-nucleotide messenger RNA. NCBI's taxonomy places the organism in Eukaryota, Viridiplantae, Streptophyta, Magnoliopsida, Myrtales, Lythraceae. The record is from RefSeq and is a predicted model, not a curated record.